GAAAACGGCCCAUAUAAAUCCACCAAACGAAUCUUCUCUCUUGGUAUAAAUAUGCUGUCUUGCGUUACAGAGAAACCCUAGACGUCGAAGAUGAAGUUCAACGUUGCGAAUCCAACUACUGGAUGCCAGAAGAAGCUCGAGAUCGACGAUGACCAGAAACUACGUGCGUUUUACGACAAGAGAAUCUCUCAAGAAGUCAGUGGAGAUGCUUUGGGCGAGGAGUUCAAAGGAUACGUUUUCAAGAUCAAGGGUGGUUGCGAUAAGCAAGGUUUCCCAAUGAAGCAGGGAGUUUUGACUCCAGGCCGUGUUCGCCUUUUGCUUCACCGAGGAACUCCUUGCUUCAGAGGACAUGGAAGGAGAACUGGUGAGAGGAGAAGAAAGUCUGUUCGUGGUUGCAUUGUGAGCCCUGAUCUCUCUGUUCUGAACCUUGUCAUUGUGAAGAAGGGUGAGAACGAUCUUCCUGGGCUUACCGAUACUGAGAAGCCAAGAAUGAGAGGACCAAAGAGAGCCUCCAAGAUCCGUAAACUGUUUAACCUCAAGAAGGAAGAUGAUGUCAGGACCUAUGUCAACACUUACCGCCGCAAGUUCACAAACAAGAAGGGCAAGGAAGUUAGCAAAGCCCCUAAGAUCCAGAGGCUUGUGACCCCAUUGACUCUUCAGAGGAAGAGAGCUAGAAUUGCUGACAAGAAGAAGAAAAUUGCUAAGGCUAAUUCUGAUGCUGCUGAUUACCAGAAGCUUCUCGCCUCGAGGUUGAAGGAACAGCGUGACAGGAGGAGUGAGAGUUUGGCAAAGAAGAGGUCGAGACUCUCUUCUGCUGCUGCCAAGCCCUCUGUCACAGCUUAAAAAAGCUUGAGAAUCAAAUCAAAGAUGUCACCUUUCUAGUUUUGUUCUCUUUUCUUCUCCGGCUAUUAAAAAGUUAGUUCGAGUUCAUAUUCAGCUGUUUUUGUUCCAAGACAUGGGUACACAAUCGCUUUGGGCUUGUUUCAUGAUUUAUGCUUUUAGUUGAAGACCAUUUUAAACUCAAUUUUUAUUGCUUAUCUUUCUCAGUUUUUGAUCAAAGCGUUUCUCCAUUGAAAACCAUUUUAAUCACCUGUUUCAAUCAUACAUAAUGUUAAACACAUGUACUGGCGAUUACAAUAGGUAUAUAUUUUGACUGAAAUUUAUGGAGCA
Messenger RNA from Arabidopsis thaliana (thale cress), 1170 nucleotides. It is a transcript of the gene RPS6, whose product is annotated as ribosomal protein S6. Lineage: Eukaryota; Viridiplantae; Streptophyta; Magnoliopsida; Brassicales; Brassicaceae. Gene Ontology annotation, cellular component: ribosome. Gene Ontology annotation, biological process: translation. The transcript has 6 exons. The record is from RefSeq and is marked reviewed. Bases 91 to 843 code for a protein of 250 amino acids. Gene Ontology annotation, molecular function: mRNA binding; structural constituent of ribosome.